Messenger RNA from Pseudopipra pipra, 1001 nucleotides. RefSeq names its product ankyrin repeat domain 54 (gene ANKRD54). NCBI's taxonomy places the organism in Eukaryota, Metazoa, Chordata, Aves, Passeriformes, Pipridae. Gene Ontology annotation, molecular function: protein binding. The record is from RefSeq and is a predicted model, not a curated record. The transcript is spliced from 8 exons. The coding region runs from base 23 to 883 and encodes 286 amino acids.
CCCCGGCCCGGCCCGUGAGGGGAUGGAGGGUGGCGGCGGGGCCGACGCGGCACCCGGCGCGGGGCCGGGGCCAGAGCCGGAGUCGAGGUCGGAGCCGCAGCCGGAGCUGGAGCCGGAGCCGGAGCCGCUGGUCGGGCUGCCGCUGCUGGAGCCCGGGCUGCCGCUGGGGCCGGCGGCGGGCGCGCCCCUCGGGUACCUGCACGUCCUGUGGCAGCGGGAGGAGCCGGCGGGCAAGAUCCCGGCCCGCCGCCUGCGCAGGGCCGCCCGCCUGCACCGCCGGCUGGGGCCCACGGGCAAGGAGGCCCACGCUCUGAAAAGGCUGCGUGAAGCUGCCAAUAGCAAUGAUUUAGACACAGUGCAGCAACUCUUGGAGGAUGGAACUGAUCCCUGUGCUGCGGACGACAAAGGCCGGACCGCCCUGCACUUCGCCUCCUGCAAUGGCAACGAUCACAUUGUGCAACUGCUUCUGGACCAUGGGGCUGACCCAAACCAGAGAGAUGGGCUGGGCAACACCCCCCUACAUUUGGCUGCCUGCACGAACCACGUUCCUGUCAUCACCAUGCUGCUGCGCGGAGGGGCCAGAGUUGACGCCUUGGAUCGAGCCGGCAGAACCCCGCUGCACCUCGCUAAAUCGAAGCUGAACAUCCUGCAGGAAGGACUGUCCCACAGCCUGGAGGCCGUACGCCUGGAAGUGAAACAGAUUAUCCAGAUGUUGCGGGAAUACCUGGACCGUCUGGGGAGGCAUGAGCAAAAGGAACAGCUGGAUGACCUCUGUUCCAGGUUACAGAUGACAAGCACGAAGGAGCAGGUGGAUGAGGUUACAGACCUCCUGGCCAGCUUCACAUCGCUCAGCCUGCAGAUGCAGAAGAUGGAGAACAGGUAAUGGGCUUCCAAAUCAUCUUCCUGAUGCAGCAGAAGAAGCCUUAGAGAGAAAAAAAGGAAGCUGAAGCUUGCUUCCCAGAUCGCUGAAUAAACAUUGCUGCCAGCGGCCUUUCCUGCCA